This is a messenger RNA of Lecanosticta acicola, 3333 nucleotides long. The record is from the annotation of a GenBank genome assembly. NCBI's taxonomy places the organism in Eukaryota, Fungi, Ascomycota, Dothideomycetes, Mycosphaerellales, Mycosphaerellaceae.
AUGUCGCACGGCAACCGGACGAUACCCGAGACCAUCGACCGACUCGCACUAAGCCAUAGCGACAAAGUCUGGGCACGUUAUCCUCUGUCUCCAGAAGCCUUUGAACAAGGAGAAUGGCAUUCAGUCACCUUUCAUCAGCUUGCCAAUGCGAUCCACAGACUGGCGUGGCGCCUGUCCGAACUGUUUUCUGAACACGCAGACCUUGAGACUAUUUGCUACGUUGGACCAUCAGAUAUCCGAUACUUCAUUCUGGCGUGUGCUGCGUCGAAAUGUCGAUUAAAGGUAUGGUCUCACGGCCCGGAAGGCAAGAGGUGGAUCUUCAAAUAGAGGCUAAUCGAUUGACAGUGCCUAUUCUCAUCACCUAGAAAUCAAGUCGAUGCGCAUCUGUCUCUGCUGGAAAAGACUGGCUGUCGAAUGUUAUUUGGUUCCCGAGAUCAGACUCAGGAUGAGACCCUGCGACGCCUCGUCGACGCACAGAACGUGAAGUACGAGAUUCUGCCAUCUCUCGACGAACUUCUCGAUCAUCAGAUCGUCGAACCGUUCCCCUGGUCUUACAGUUUUGAGGAUGUAGCAACUGAGCCAUUCCUCGUUCUGCACACAUCAGGCUCGACUGGCUUGCCUAAACCAGUAAGUAUCUCGCACGGCCUGCUAGCUACCAUCGACCUUCAACAAACUCUCCCCGACGUCAACGGACGCUCCGUCUCUGCACCAGCAUGGGCCAAUCGUCCCGUAUACACAGCUCUCCCUCCUUUCCACUCGGCCGGCAUCAACUUCUUCUGUUACUCCAUCUUCCAAUUUACCGAGUUAAUCUUUGGUCCAUGCGACAAGCCGCCUUCGAUGGAGACAGUGGACCGAAUCUUGGAUGCGCACAUCGCAGAUGCAGCAGUCAUGGCUCCAUCACUGCUUGCGGAAGUGGCUAUGGACCAUGUUAUGCUUUCCAAAAUCUCUCAAUGGUCAAGUGUGACCUUCGGUGGUGGACCACUACCGAAAGAAGCUGGCGAUGCCUUGUGGGAGAAGACGAAAGUACUGCAAAUUCUAGGCUCGACCGAGACUUUCAACAUUCCUGAACUUAUGCCUCGAUCGAUAGACGAGUGGGAAUACCAUAAUUACCAUCCGUGUCUUGGAAUCGAGUACCGGCUACAGGAGGGUUCGAAUGGUCUCGCCGAGCUGGUAUUCGUGCGCAACACCGCAAGCCAGCGGCAUCAAGGAGCUUUCUGGACGUUUCCCGACUUUCAAGAGUAUCCGAUGAAAGACUUGUAUGAGCAGCACCCUUCGAACGCGGACUGUUGGCGAUAUCGCGGUAGGCUGGAUGACAUUAUCGUGCUGUCUAAUGGCGAGAAGAUCAACCCGACAGCAGCUGAACGACUCAUUGCACGAGAAGAGACCGUCCAGUCAGCGCUAAUUGUUGGCGCUUCACGAGAGCAGCCAGCGCUUUUGGUCGAGCCGGCUGAUAUUCCUGGAUUGGAGCUGGAAAAGAGACGAGCAUCAAUCGUACAAGCAGUCGAGUACGCAAACGAAAUAUUACCGGCCCAUGCACAGAUUCAUGAAUCGCACAUUCGAGUUCUUGAGCCAUCUGAAUCCUUCCUACGGUCUGCCAAAGGAGAGAUUCGCCGAGCACCUACUACUGACGCUCUUUGCGACUUGAUCACGCAAGUUUACGAUUCUGCUGAUGGGGGUAGUGUUCACUCUCCACAGCUGGACUUCAGCAGCGUGGAGUCUUUGAGCCAUUGCCUGAGAGACUUUUUAUCUGUUGAAUUCAUGGGCCGUCGUGAGAUCGCACUGGAUGCGAACAUUUUCAAACUUGGGUUCGACUCAUUGAAGGCCUUGAAGCUGCUGCGAUACCUCAAUCAAAGUCUUCGAGAGCAGGGGCACGAUUCCAAAUUAGCUCCGCGAGCUAUCUAUCAGCAUCCCACGGCGCUCAAGAUGGCCCGAAUGAUGUUGCAGACGCUGCAAGGAAAGCCUUGCGAAGAGAGCGAUGCCGACGAUCAUCUCGCAGCAAUGCAGCGGAUGCACGACUUGUUCGAUAAACGCAUCUGCGAUUUCAAGCAAGAUCUUCGGGCAAAGGUCUUGUCGAGGAGACAUGUUUUCGUCCUAACUGGAUCGUCGGGCUCGCUGGGCUCGUACGUCCUGGAUAGCCUCUUGCUGAGCCCCUUUGUCGACAAGGUCGUGUGUCUAAAUCGACCAGGCAGCAACGCCGAGAAACAAGCGAAGAUCAACGAGUCGCGUGGUUUGACAACUGACCUCUCUCGCGUCACCUUCUUCGAGACCGAUAUCUCAAGACCACAUCUUGGGCUGGUAGAUCAACAGUACAACGAGCUGUUGCAAGAGGCGAGCCAUGUGAUCCACAAUGCCUAUCCUGUCAAUUUCAAUCUUCCUCUGAGCUCGUUUGAGCCGCAAUUGGAGACUUGCUGCCACAUGAUCGAGCUGGCGACUACAUCGAGAAACAAAGUCAAGACCAUGUUCUUGUCUAGCGUGGGUGCUGCGAAUCAGUGGGCAUCUGUGCACGACGGAUCUGUCCCAGAGGAAGUCCUGUCCGACUUCCGUAUAUCGGAAGACAUGGGCUAUGCGCAAUCAAAGCAGCUCGGCGAACUUUUAUUUGCGAGAGCAAGCCAAAAGCACGACUUGCAUGUCACAAUCUGUCGGGUCGGGCAGAUUGCUGGGCCUGUCAAGUCAGACAAAGGACUUUGGAACCCAAGUGAGUGGUUUCCAAGCAUCAUGUCCAGCUGCGAUGCCCUUGGCACAAUACCUGAGAGCCUCGAGGCAAUGGACUGUAUGGAUUGGAUACCAGUUGACAUGCUUGGUAACAUGCUAGUAGAGGCUGCUUUAGCGGACACCACUGCGACGCCUUCCGAGCCCGACGCAUCAACGCCAGAUACCCACACACCGGGUGCUCUUAGUGAGACUUCCAGCGCAUCGGAAGGCUCGUCGUUGGAGCUGGGUGUUGCCAGUUCCCAAACUUCGCUAUCGUCUGCUUCAGAAGAGACGAUGCCAAAUAUGGAAGCCACAGUCCUGCAUUUUGUGAAUCCCAACAAGACGUACUGGCGGGACAUUGUGCACUCUCUUGUCAAGGCAGACAACGGGAGAAUCCAGGUGGUACCAUACUCGGAGUGGCUCAAUACCCUGGCCGAAGCCUCUGAGCGAGAGGACUCCGCAGAGAGAGUUCCAGCAGUCAAGCUUGUUUCAUUCUUCCGAGAUAUUGGACAACCAGGAUCGAAACGACCUGUCUUCUCGACAGAUAUUGCACAGGAAAAGAGUGUGUCGUUGAGCAAACUGGAGCCUGUAUCGCUGGGUUGGGUUCAGCGGUGGUUACGGCAAUGGGAGAUAGUCCUUUGA